This is a messenger RNA of Columba livia (rock pigeon), 2525 nucleotides long. It is a transcript of the gene SEBOX, whose product is annotated as SEBOX homeobox. The transcript is spliced from 2 exons. The record is from RefSeq and is a predicted model, not a curated record. NCBI's taxonomy places the organism in Eukaryota, Metazoa, Chordata, Aves, Columbiformes, Columbidae. Bases 1 to 687 code for a protein of 228 amino acids. Gene Ontology annotation, molecular function: DNA binding.
AUGUGGAGUAGGGACCGACCCCGGGAGCAGCCGGGGAAAGGCUUGGAGAGGGGGGGCAGCGCCGCCCGCUCGGGGCGGUCCCAGCCCGGUGCAGGGGGGGAGAGUCCGGGGCGGAUAAAAGCCGGGGCGGCGGCGGCGGGGCCGGGGCAACCGGGCAGGAUGAGCGCGGCCCCGGGCACCUCCCGCGCCCCCCAGCCGCUGCUCCGCUUCCCCGACGGGGCGGGCGGGCCGGGCGGUGGGCGGGUGGCGGCGAAGACCGGUGCCCCGGGGCCGUGUCCCUGCCCCUGCCCGGGGGGGCCGCGGAAGCGGCGGCGUACCACGUUCAGCCGGGGGCAGCUGUCGGAGCUGGAGCGGGCCUUCGCCGCCGUGCCCUACCCGGACAUCGCCACCCGGGAGCGCCUGGCCGAGCUCACCCAGCUGCCCGAGGCCAAGAUCCAGGUCUGGUUCCAGAACCGUCGUGCCCGCAGGAUCCGCAGCACCAAACCAGAGCCACCACAGCUACCGCCGCUGCCACCACCCGGGGAGAGGGGUCCCCCUGCUACACCCCCCGAUGGCACUGCCAUGAGCCCGACCCCUGUCCUCCCUCCGCCAGGAGCCCACAGUCCCGCUCGGAGCCUCCCCACCUCGCUGGGCUCUAUCUCUGACCUCAUCUACAGUGCAGCCAUCACCAACCUGGGCGAGCCGUAGCUGUGAUGGGGAACCCCCUGCCACCAGGGACCCUCCCAGCACUGGGCCCCCCCCAGCUUAGCACUACAAUUUCAUUAGGGUGUGGAAUUACUGCUGGUCCCAGAGGUCCUGAGGAUGCCAUCCAAUAUCCUAAAUGCCGGUGUGGCUGUGGCGGGCCCAACUCCCCAUCAGCCCCCUAAUACCGUCUAAUCUUUUGGAAAAAAAUACCUUAAUCUGGGGCUGUAUCCAUGGAUGAUUGUGGCGCGGCCGCCCCUAAUCCGCAGGCACGUUCGCAGGUGCUGGCAGAUCCCCCUGUAUCGGAUAUUAAAGCGCGUUUGCAGAGGGGCUUAGCUGCCAUCAGAACAUUAAUCACCGUGUCCAGCCCUGGCAGGCUGCCCACCUGGCAGGUGUCCGGUCCACAGCGUCCGGUGGUGCCACCGUGGGAGUGUCGACCUGUUCCAUGGCACCCGAGAAGCCCCCUGUAUGUCCCCACCCCACCUACAAAAGCUGGGCACCCUUUGGCAGGGGAUGUAGAGCCACGUGCCCCUUGCAGCCUUGUCUGCCUGUGGGAGGCUCCGCUGCACCCCAUGGCACCGGCAGGCACCUCGUGCUCCUCCCCAAAACACUGACGCUGAGUGCGGGAGCAGGCGGGAGCAGCGAGGGAGUGGGCAGGAGCAGGAUGUGGGAUGCAGAGGGAGAACGAAGAUUCUCAGCUCUCUGUGGUGUCUUUUAGGCGUCAGGUCAACAGACGGCUCCCAUCAGGCAGUACGAAGGUUGCAAACACGCAACAUAAUUUAUUUUCAAGCUAAACGGACAGCAGCUUCACAGGAGAAUGGGAACAGCACAGCUAUGUCUCUCUGUGCUGGGGGAUGAGAGUCCACAGCCACUCCCUCUUCUGUUCCGCAGCUGCAGGAUUUUUAAUCCAUGAUUCGUUUCAGGAACGUUAAGGAGCGGGAAGCAAAGGACGAGGCCUGAGGAAAGCAGCGGGCUCUUCCUGGUAGCAGCAGCAGGUACAAACAGAUGGUAGAAGAUAAACCUGCCCCAAAUUAAUGACUCCUGGGGAGGGCGAAAGCCUCCAGCGCAAGGGCCAUAGUUCAGGAGGACACGUGCGAUCACAGUUUGCCAAGGUCCCCUUCGAGGGUCCGCACCAUCACGUACAGCUCGGCCAAGCCAACAACUGAGGCCACGAUUACCGCUGAGAGGACGCGCUGGGGACACAAAAAGAGAGAGAAGUGACCCCGUGUGUGCCUGGAGCUGCUGCCCGCGCUGAGGAGCGCGUCUGCCGCUCUGAGGCCAGGGGUCACUCACCGCUGCGGUCUCUGCGAAGACGUACUGGCUGCCCAGGUACGUGCAGGCGAAGGCGGCCGCCACGGUGACAAAGAAGUUGAAUAUGGUGAUGACAACGGCUUUGACAGAGCGAACUGGAGAGAAGGGGGAGAGGCUUUAGGUAAGGCCGGGAGAGCCAGGUGGGGAACAAGCUGUCAUCCCGCUGAUGGAGCCUGCCCGCGGCUGCCUCGGCUGGGCUACAGCGAUGCUCCAGAAUGCUUUAUGCCUCCAGAAAUAUUUAUAAGAAAAACCAACAGGCUGCUCCUUGACUCGAGCAACACUGUUGUGCAUUAAAACCUUUGGUGAGAUAUUCAGAGAGGGAAGGGCUGUCUGAGACAACAGCUCGCGAUGCGGUUGUCCCCAGGACUGCCCUGGAGGUACACGCUGCCAGGCGUCAGCAGGACAGGCAGCCACUCACCUUGCCUCCCAAAUUCAGCCAAUGUCCCAUUCAUCUCCUAAAAGAAGGAAUUAAAACAACUUGUGAUCUGUUGUAUUUUAAUGUUAACCGUAUAAUAAAAGCAACACCAAUGCCC